AUGGAGAACAUCACUGGCUUCAAUCAGCCUGGCUGUAGAGCCUCGGAACGCAGCCAUGAAUGGGCUAAUGAGUUAAACCAAUUCUUUGACAAUUGCCUUCCUGUUCACACCCAUCCAGAUGCCGAGUUUGCCUACCAGGGGCACAUUGGAAUUGAUGAUGCUGCCAUCUACCAGCUGAACAGAGCCUGCUCCCAUCUUGCGUCGGAUGAGAUCUUUGGCCGUAGGAACCCCAACUUCGACCUCCUGCUUAGGGAAGAGUGGCGGAGAAUACCCAACAGCCGCUCCCUCACUCCGCCACCAUCGCAGAGUGGCAGCAGCAAGCAGCGCCUGUCAAAGGCACGACCUCCAUCAGCUAAAGACGGGGAACGCCACCACUGCACAUUGGCCUGCGAGUCACUCGUCAUCCCGACUUGGAAAUCUACCACACUUCCAUCACUGCUUCCUGGAAAUCCCUCCCUACAAGCAGAGCGGGUACUGUCCAAAAUUGGGUGCCCGGAGAAAUACCUCAAGAUCCUGCAGUUCUUACACUGCGAUUUGAGUGCAACAGUCAUCAGCAACAACAGCUCUGAAACAGCAAUUUUCAGGGCAGAGAUCUGGGUCAGACAGGAGUGCAUCAUUGCCCCAAAGUCCAGUACACCGAACACAGAGACCAGCACAUCGACUGCAGAGACCAGCACGUCAAUCGCAGAGUCCAGCACAUUGACCAGCACACCAGAAAAAGGGUCCAGUACACCAACCAGCACACCAACCAGCACACCGGCCACAGGGACGAGCACAACAACCUCACAGUCCAGCAGAACGACUGCAGAGUCCAGCACAACUAUCACAGUGUCCAGCACACCAACCAGCACACAGUCGACAGGGUCUAGAACACCAAAAGCCACACCAACCACAGAGACCAGCACAAUGACAACAGAGUCCAAGUCCAGCACAUCAACCCCAGAGUCCAGCACAACCACCUCAGAGUCUAGCACAACCACUGCAGAGUCAAGCACAUCAACCUCAGAGUCCAGCACAACCACCCCAGAGUCCAGCACAACUACCCCAGAGUCCAGCACAACCACCCCAGAGUCAAGCACAACCACACAAGAGUCCAGCACAUCAACCCCAGAGUCCAGCACAACCACCUCAGAGUCUAGCACAACCACUGCAGAGUCAAGCACAUCAACCUCAGAGUCCAGCACAACCACCACAGAGUCCAGCACAACCACCCCAGAAUCCAGCACAACCACCCCAGAGUCCAGCACAACCACCACAGAGUCCAGCACAACCACCCCAGAGUCCAGCACAACCACCUCAGAGUCCAGCACAACCUCCUCAGAGUCCAGCACGUCAACCCCAGAGUCCAGCACAACCACUUCAGAGUCCAGUACAACCACUCCAGAGUCCAGCACAACCACCCCAGCGUCCAGCACAACCACCUCAGAGUCCAGCACGUCAACCCCAGAGUCCAGCACAACCACUUCAGAGUCCAGUACAAUCACUCCAGAGUCCAGCACAACCACCCCAGCGUCCAGCACAACCACCUCAGAGUCCAGCACAUCAACCCCAGAGUCCAGCACAACCACACCAGAGUCCAGCACAACCACCCCAGAGUCCAGCACAUCGACCCCAGAUUCCAGGACAACCACCCCAGAGUCCAGCACAACUACCCCAGAGUCCAGCACAACCACCUCAGCGUCCAGCACAACCACCGCAGAGUCCAGCACAACCACAGCAGAGUCCAGCACAUCAACCCCAGAGUCCAGCACAACCACACCAGAGUCCAGCACAACCACCCCAGAGUCCAGCACAACUACCCCAGAGUCCAGCACAACCACCUCAGAGUCCAGCACAACCACAGCAGAGUCCAGCACAUCAACCCCAGAGUCCAGCACAACCACACCAGAGUCCAGCACAACCACCCCAGAGUCAAGCACAACCACACCAGAGUCCAGCACAUCAACCCCAGAGUCCAGCACAACCACACCAGAGUCCAGCACAACCACCCCAGAGUCAAGCACAACCACACCAGAGUCCAGCACAUCAACCCCAGAGUCCAGCACAACCACCUCAGAGUCUAGCACAACCACUGCAGAGUCAAGCACAUCAACCUCAGAGUCCAGCACAACCACCCCAGAGUCCAGCACAACUACCCCAGAGUCCAGCACAACCACCUCAGCGUCCAGCACAACCACCGCAGAGUCCAGCACAACCACAGCAGAGUCCAGCACAUCAACCCCAGAGUCCAGCACAACCACACCAGAGUCCAGCACAACCACCCCAGAGUCCAGCACAACUACCCCAGAGUCCAGCACAACCACCUCAGAGUCCAGUACAACCACAGCAGAGUCCAGCACAUCAACCCCAGAGUCCAGCACAACCACACCAGAGUCCAGCACAACCACCCCAGAGUCAAGCACAACCACACCAGAGUCCAGCACAUCAACCCCAGAGUCCAGCACAACCACACCAGAGUCCAGCACAACCACCCCAGAGUCAAGCACAACCACACCAGAGUCCAGCACAUCAACCCCAGAGUCCAGCACAACCACCUCAGAGUCUAGCACAACCACUGCAGAGUCAAGCACAUCAACCUCAGAGUCCAGCACAACCACCCCAGAGUCCAGCACAACUACCCCAGAGUCCAGCACAACCACCUCAUCGUCCAGCACAACCACCGCAGAGUCCAGCACAACCACAGCAGAGUCCAGCACAUCAACCCCAGAGUCCAGCACAACCACACCAGAGUCCAGCACAACCACCCCAGAGUCCAGCACAACUACCCCAGAGUCCAGCACAACCACCUCAGAAUCUAGCACAACCACUGCAGAGUCAAGCACAUCAACCUCAGAGUCCAGCACAAGCACCCCAGAGUCCAGCACAACCACCGCAGAGUCCAGCACAACCACCUCAGAGUCCAGCACAUCAACCCCAGAGUCCAGCACAACCACCCCAGAGUCCAGCACAACCACCCCAGAGUCCAGCACAACCACCUCAGAGUCCAGCACAACCACCCCAGUGUCCAGCACAACCACCCCAGAGACCAGCACAACCACCUCAGAGUCCAGCACAACCACUGCAGAGACCAGCACAACCUCCUCAGAGUCCAGCACAACCACUGCAGAGACCAGCACAACCACCUCAGAGUCUAGCACAACCAAUGCAGAGACCAGCACAACCACCCCAGAGUCCAGCACAACCACCCCAGAGUCCAGCACAACCACCCCAGAAUCCAGCACAACUACCCCAGAGUCCAGCACAACCUCCCCAGAGUCCAGCACAACCACCCCAGAGUCCAGUAUGUCGAUCGGAGGGUCUAGCACAACCACCCCCGAGUCCAGCACAAAGUCCAGCACAACAUCCCCAGAGUCCAGCACCACCACCCCAGAGUCCAGCACAACCAUCCCGGAGUCCAGCACAACCACCCCAGAGUCCAGCACAACCAUCCCGGAGUCCAGCACAACCUCCCCAGAGUCCAGCACAACCACCUCAGAGUCCAGCACAACCACCCCAGAGUCCAGCACAACCACCCCGGAGUCCAGCACAACCACCCCAGAGUCCAGCACAACCACUCCAGAGUCCAGCACAACCACUGCAUCCAGCACAUCUACCUCAGAGUCCAGCACAACCACUCCCGAGACCAGCUCAACCACCUCAGAGUCCAGCACAACCACCCCAGUGUCCAGCACAUCUACCACAGAGUCCAGCACAACGACUGCAGAGUCCAGCACAUCGACCCCAGAUUCCAGCACAUCGAUCCCAGAUUCCAGCACAACCACCACAGAGUCCAGCACAACCACCACAGAGUCCAGCACGUCGACCGUAGAGUCCAGCAGAACCACCCCAGAGUCCAGCACAACCACCCCAGAGUCCAGCACAACCACCCCAGAGUCCAGCAUGUCGACCGGAGGGUCCAGCACAACCACCCCAGAGUCCAGCACAACCACUCCCGAGUCCAGCACAACCACCCCAGAGUCCAGCACAACCUCCUCAGAGUCCAGCACGUCAACCACAGAGUCCAGCACAACCACUUCAGAGUCCAGUACAACCACUCCAGAGUCCAAGUCCAGCACAUCAACCCCAGAGUCCAGCACAACCACCUCAGAGUCUAGCACAACCACUGCAGAGUCAAGCACAUCAACCUCAGAGUCCAGCACAAGCACCCCAGAGUCCAGCACAACCUCCAGCACAACCACCCCAGAGUCCAGCACAACCACCCCAGAGUCCAGCACAACCACCUCAGAGUCCAGCACAACCACCCCAGUGUCCAGCACAACCACCCCAGAGACCAGCACAACCACCUCAGAGUCCAGCACAACCACUGCAGAGACCAGCACAACCUCCUCAGAGUCCAGCACAACCACUGCAGAGACCAGCACAACCACCUCAGAGUCUAGCACAACCAAUGCAGAGACCAGCACAACCAAUGCAGAGACCAGCACAACCACCCCAGAGUCCAGCACAACCACCCCAGAGUCCAGCACAACCACCCCAGAGUCCAGCACAACCACCCCAGAAUCCAGCACAACUACCCCAGAGUCCAGCACAACCUCCCCAGAGUCCAGCACAACCACCCCAGAGUCCAGUAUGUCGAUCGGAGGGUCUAGCACAACCACCCCCGAGUCCAGCACAAGCCCCCCAGAGUCCAGCACAACCACCUCAGAGUCCAGCACAACAUCCCCAGAGUCCAGCACCACCACCCCAGAGUCCAGCACAACCAUCCCGGAGUCCAGCACAACCUCCCCAGAGUCCAGCACAACCACCUCAGAGUCCAGCACAACCACCCCAGAGUCCAGCACAACCACCCCGGAGUCCAGCACAACCACCCCAGAGUCCAGCACAACCACUCCAGAGUCCAGCACAACCACUGCAUCCAGCACAUCUACCUCAGAGUCCAGCUCAACCACUCCAGAGACCAGCUCAACCACCUCAGAGUCCAGCACAACCACCCCAGUGUCCAGCACAUCUACCACAGAGUCCAGCACAACGACUGCAGAGUCCAGCACAUCGACCCCAGAUUCCAGCACAUCGAUCCCAGAUUCCAGCACAACCACCACAGAGUCCAGCACAACCACCACAGAGUCCAGCACGUCGACCGUAGAGUCCAGCAGAACCACCCCAGAGUCCAGCACAACCACCCCAGAGUCCAGCACAACCACCCCAGAGUCCAGCAUGUCGACCGGAGGGUCCAGCACAACCACCCCAGAGUCCAGCACAACCACUCCCGAGUCCAGCACAACCACCCCAGAGUCCAGCACAACCACCCCAGAGUCCAGUAUGUCGACCGGAGGGUCCAGCACAGCCACCCCAGAGUCCAGCACAACCACUGCAGAGUCCAGCACAACCACCCCCGAGUCCAGCACAACCACCCCAGAGUCCAGCACAACCACACCAGAGUCCAGCACAACCACACCAGAGUCCAGCACCACCACCACAGAGCCGAGCACAACCACCCCAGAGUCCAGCACAACCACAUCAGAGUCCAGCACAACCACCCCAGAGUCCAGCACAUCAACCCCAGAGUCCAGCACAACCACUCCAGAGUACAGCAUAUCUACCCCAGAGUCCAGCACCACAACCCCAGAGUCCAGCACCACAACCCCAGAGUCCAGCACAACCACCCCUGAAUCCAGCACAACCACCCCAGAGUCCAGCACAACCACCCCAGAAUCCAGCACAACCACCCCAGAGUCCAGCACAACCACUCCAGAGUCCAGCACAACCACCCCAGCGUCCAGCACAACUACCUCAGAGUCCAGCACGUCAACCCCAGAGUCCAGCACAACCACUUCAGAGUCCAGCACAACCACCCCAGCUUCCAGCACAACGACUGCAGAGUCCAGCACCUCGACCCCAGAGUCCAGCACAACCACCUCAGAGUCCAGCACAACCACCCCAGAGUCCAGCACAACCACCUCAGAGUCCAGCACAACCACCUCAGAGUCCAGCACAACCACCCCAGUGUUCAGCACAUCUACCACAGAGUCCAGCACAACCACCACAGAGUCCAGCACAACCACCCCAGAGUCUAGCACAUCGACCGGAGAGUCCAGCAGAACCAUCCCGGAGUCCAGCACAACCACCUCAGAGUCCAGCACAACCACCUCAGAGUCCAGCACAACCACCUCAGAGUCCAGCACAUCGACCCCACAGUCCAGCACACCGACCCCAGAGUCCAGCACAUCAACCCCAGAGUCCAGCACAACUACCUCAGGGUCCAGCACAACCACCCCAGUGUCCAGCACAUCUACCACAGAGUCCAGCACAACGACUGCAGAGUCCAGCACAUCGACCCCAGAGUCCAGAACUUCAGCAAAGCCACCAGGUUAUCCCAGCAGUACAUCAAACGUGCCAACCACUGAUACUUCAACAGGCCGCACAAAAUCCACAAUGACCUCCUACUCGACAACCAAAAAGCCAGUGUUGACAACGGCCGUUACAACUCCUCGGGCUACUGUGCAUCCCACCACAACUAAAAGACCAGCUGUUAACCCAUGUGCAAAUGGAGGCUCCUGGAAUGGUCAGAAUUGUUCCUGUCCCAGUCCAUAUGUGGGAUCUUACUGUGAGACAAUACCUAAUUCUGUCCCUGUAAAGGUUGAAUAUGAGAUCGGUGUAACAGUGGAGAUUGUGAACAGAAAUUACACUCCAGAGCUGAAUUUCACAACUUCCAAACCAUUCCAGAACUUUUUAACGGAAUUCCGGCAGCAGAUGCAACAUGUAUAUGGUAGAAUCCCUGGAUACUCUGAUGUCAAGAUUAUAAAAACAAGACCGGGCAGUAUUAUUGUGGACCACAAGGCGAUCUUUCACACAGAAACACAAACGUUCAAUGAAAACACGAUAGGAAGAACAGAGCAAUGGAUUAAAUCAAACUUAAAUGAAACAAACUGCACUAAUAGCAACGUAUCAGGUGAUGGAUCAAUUCUGUUCUCUGUUGUACUUAAGCAUUCACUUUAA
Messenger RNA from Hypanus sabinus (Atlantic stingray), 6936 nucleotides. Its product is annotated as mucin-2-like. Bases 1 to 6936 code for a protein of 2311 amino acids. The transcript has 16 exons. The record is from RefSeq and is a predicted model, not a curated record. Lineage: Eukaryota; Metazoa; Chordata; Chondrichthyes; Myliobatiformes; Dasyatidae.